AUGGCGCAACAGCCCUUGCCAACUACGGCCCAGCCGACCGAUAUUUAUGGCGGAGAUGAGGUAUCGGCUCUUGUGCUCGACCCUGGGUACUGCACCACACGCGCAGGUUUUGCCGGCGAGGAUGUUCCCAAAUCCGUGCUGCCUUCGUUUUACGGCCAUGUUACGAGCGACCCGCCCAAGGACGUAUUUGGCGACGAGUGCCUCAUUCCACGUGCCGAUUUCGAGAUCCGCAACUAUAUGAACCGCGACAGUAUUGUCGAGGACUGGGAUGUCGCGAACAAGGUGUGGGAGCACAUGCUGAUUAAGCGCCUUCAACCCGAACGCCCGACGCACCCCUCCAAGAAUGGCCUCAACGACGAGCCCAAGGAAGCCGACACCGAAGGCGACGUCGCGAUGGAGGAGGCUGAGACGCAAGAAAAACCGCUGCAGGAGAAUCCUCUGCUCAUUACAGAGGCGCCGUGGAACACGCCAAAGAACAGAGAAAAGGCCAUUGAGCUGGUGAUGGAGAACUGGAGCUGCCCCGCGUUCUGGCUGAGCAAGACACCCGUCCUGGCUGCUUUUGCUGCGGGCAAGGCAACUGCUCUUGUCAUUGAUGUUGGCGGCGCCAACACCUCUGUCACUGCCAUUCAUGACGGCAUGGUCUUGAAGCGCUCGGUCCAGCGUUCUCCUGCCGGUGGUCUUUGGCUUUCCUCCCAGAUCCGCCAUCUGUGGCGGACCUCGGAGCCUCCAGUCAACCUGGUGCCCACAUAUCUGAUUGAGAAUAAGACUGCAGUCGAUGCCCUGGCUCCUGCGCAGUACCGCGAGCGCAAAUUCCCCUUUCAGGUCAGCGACUCGUUCAGGCUGUACGAGGAGGAGCGCACCUUGACCGAGUUUAAGGAGUCGGUUGUCGAAGUGUGGCGCGGACCUGGCAAGCUCGGCGCACCCGGCAAUGAGGAUUAUGUUAAGACCCAGCCCGGACGCGUGUUCGAGAUGCCAGACGGCUACAACCAGAUGUGGCGCGAGCAGCGCUUCAAGGUGACGGAGGGUCUCUUUGACGACAACGCCGGAUUGCCCGUGCCCGAGUCGGAGCGCCUCACCAAGGGCCAGACGAUUCCUGAGCUCAUCAAGGCAUCCCUAAGCGCUAUCGACGUUGACCUGCGCGGCAAUUUGCUCGCCAAUGUGGUCGUGACUGGUAGCUCUAGCCUGAUCAACGGAUUCAACGACCGCCUGAAUAACGAGCUGACGGCCAUGUACCCCGGGCUCAAGAUUAAGAUUCACGCGGCCGGCUUGACGAGUGAACGCCGCUUCGCUCCGUGGAUCGGUGGCAGUAUCCUGGCCAGCCUGGGUACCUUUCACCAGAUGUGGAUCUCAAGAAAGGAGUACGAGGAGAAUGGUGCCAACAUUGUAGAGAAGCGCUGCAAAUAG
Messenger RNA from Beauveria bassiana ARSEF 2860, 1404 nucleotides. Its product is annotated as Actin-like protein, ARP4 class. Gene Ontology annotation, cellular component: NuA4 histone acetyltransferase complex; SWI/SNF complex. Lineage: Eukaryota; Fungi; Ascomycota; Sordariomycetes; Hypocreales; Cordycipitaceae. The transcript is spliced from 2 exons. Gene Ontology annotation, molecular function: chromatin binding. Bases 1 to 1404 code for a protein of 467 amino acids. The record is from RefSeq and is a predicted model, not a curated record. Gene Ontology annotation, biological process: regulation of transcription by RNA polymerase II.